This is a messenger RNA of Molossus molossus (Pallas's mastiff bat), 2926 nucleotides long. RefSeq names its product protein phosphatase 1 regulatory subunit 3A (gene PPP1R3A). Bases 26 to 2419 code for a protein of 797 amino acids. Gene Ontology annotation, molecular function: protein phosphatase 1 binding; glycogen binding. The transcript is spliced from 5 exons. The record is from RefSeq and is a predicted model, not a curated record. Gene Ontology annotation, biological process: regulation of glycogen biosynthetic process. NCBI's taxonomy places the organism in Eukaryota, Metazoa, Chordata, Mammalia, Chiroptera, Molossidae. Gene Ontology annotation, cellular component: protein phosphatase type 1 complex.
CUCUUAUUUGAUAUCAGAGAGUCCAAUGGAGCCUUCUGGAGGACCUAGUCAGACUAACAAAGAUAACUUUUUAGAAGUUCCUAAUUUAUCUGAUUCUCUUUCUGAAGAUGAAGAAGUUAAAGCUACCUUCAAACCUGGUUUUUCCCCUCAACCUAGGAGACGAGGUUCUGAUUCUUCUGAAGACAUGUAUCUGGAUACUCCAUCUUCAGGUACAAGAAGAGUUUCAUUUGCUGACACCUUUGGAUUCAAUCUUGUAUCUGUCAAAGAAUUUGAUUGCUGGGAUCUACCAAGUGUUUUAACCAAUUUCAACUUAAGAAAGGAUAUUUUCCACCCAGAAGAAUAUGUGUUAUCUCUACUAUUUGACUUGCCUUCUUCAAAAGAUCUUAUGCAACAACUUCAAGUACAGAAAGCAAUAUUGGAGUCAGCUGAGUAUCUUCCUGAGUCUACAAGUAUAAAGGGCAUUAUUCGAGUUUUAAAUAUUUCUUUUGAAAAGUUAGUAUACGUGAGAAUGUCCUUAGAUGACUGGAAGACACAUUUUGACAUUUUAGCAGAAUAUGUCCCAAAUUCAUGUGAUGGUGAAACUGACAAGUUCUCCUUUAAGAUUUCAUUGGUUCCUCCUUACCAAAAAGAUGGCAGUAGAGUCGAGUUUUGUAUACGUUAUGAAACUUCUGUUGGUACAUUUUGGUCAAAUAAUAAUGGCACAAAUUAUGUAUUGAUUUGUCAAAAGAAAGAACAAGAGUUGAAGCCUGUGAAACUUUGGGAAGAAGUUCCUAACAGACAAAUAAAAGGCUGCUUAAAGGUAAAAUCAAGUAAAGAAGAAUCAUCAGUAAUACCAUAUGAGAAUAACUUUGAGAAUUCAAAGAUUACAGAUACCCAUAUCCCAAUAAUUGUUUGUUCUCAUGAGGAGAAUGAAGACUUGAAAACCAGUAUUCAAAAUGUAAAAGAUGUAAAAAGGGACCAUGAUGAAAAAGAAUUAGAGUUGAGGAUAAAUCAAGGCUUAAUAAGAAGCACUGCUUCCAGAGAUGAAAAGAAUUCAUUUUCAACAGAUCCAGUCAGUUUUCCAAAUAAAGCAGAGAUAUUAGAGAAGAAGCAUAUUCAUGAUGAAGUAUACACUGACUUGCUUAAAAGGACUUUGUCUCCAAGUUCAUCAGUAGAAAGCUCCAUAAAGGAAGAUUUUUACUGCAAUGAAAAAUAUUUCUCAGGAAAUAAGGGUAGUCAUCAACCUACAGAGGAAAUUACUUCAGAGAUGAGAAAAAUCAAGCCAUCACUGGGAAAUACUGAUAGUGAUGAAUUAGUACAAUUAGUGCAUAUUAGUAACAAAGAAGUAUUGAAUGAUAAUGUUAAUCCAGCUCAAAGGAAAGGCAGAGUGCAAAUGUCCUGUCCCUCCUCAGAUCAGCUAAUAGCAGACAAUCUUAAUAAAAAACAUGAAGGAGGAGCUAUGAAAAUUAAAAUGAAAGAUCAGGAAUGUUUAAGAAGAGAUUUCCAUUUGAAAGAAUCAAUAGAAAAAGAAUUUUCCCAGAAAGAUUAUGAGAAUGGUAAGAAUGAGAAGGAAAUAAUACAUCUAGGUAUUAAUGAAAAACAAAGCAAAAAUCUUCAAUCAAUCUUACAUGACCAAGAAAAGAUGAGCCACUCUGAAAUAAGUGUGAAAGGGAUUGGAGUUAGUAGCAGAGGACUGAUUGUUCUGCCCAGUAAAGAUAUCACAACUCUCAACCAGGCAUUCAGAGCAGAUUCAUCUCAAAGGCCCAGAAGAACUCUAAGUUUGGAAGAAGCUGUGUUAACAACCACAGAACCUGAUCUCUCGACUAGUAAAGGUACUGCUUCAGAAGAGAGGCCUAAUCAAGUUUGUUCACCAAAAAAUGGAAAUAUUUUGAGGAAUGAUGAUAUUUUCCAAGUGGAAGGAGAAAAUUUAGAUAUGAUUAAUCCUGAAGAUCACAAUAACACACAGCAUAAACAACGAUGGAAUUUUCUGGGAAGUCAGAGAAAAACAAGAGAGGAUAAGACAAAUACAACCCAGCAGGUCAAAGAACAUGGAGAAUGGGAAGACAUGUGGGAAAAAAGAGACAAUACAAGGAUUAUGACUGCUACGCCUACAGAAAAAUUGUUUACCUGCCAAGAAACAGUGAGCUGUGAACUGUCUUCUUUAGAUGAUCACAUUACUGAGAAAACAGAAGCAGGUGACAAGGAAUCUGAGAGUUCUGCUUCUGCACAUCUUCCUGCCCAGGAAAGUCAAGCUCAAAGCAGUGAAUCUCUGCUUUUGAAAUACAUCAACUCAAAAAUACCUUAUUUCCUUUUGUUUCUGUUAUUUCUUGUAGCUGUCUACCAGUAUGACUUAAUGAUUGGCUUGGCAUUCUACCUUUUUUCAUUAUACUGGCUAUACUGGGAAGGAGGAAGACAAAAAGAGUCUGUCAGAAAGAAGUAAUCUCAGCACUAUUACUAUUCUCUCUUCAAAGAUAAGCUAUUUAGUCCCAAACAUUUGGAUUGGUAAAAAAGACUAUUCAUUGUUCAAAGAGCCAGUGCAGUUUUUUCUCUUAAAGGAUCACUUAAAGAGGAAUGUGUAUGAUGUUUGCUCCUUCAUAUAAGUAAUUAUUCUAUAUAGAACCAUUAUUUUAAAUCAUUAAAUACUUAUGUAAAUAUGAGAUCUGAAGCACGUCAAGUUGAAAUUAGGUACAGCUGUUGCUUCUUAAGAAGCUAUGAAAUUACAAUGAUUCAUGUCUCUUCACUACUUCAAGUGCCAUUUCUUGUAUUCAUUACUUUUGCAGUAAAGCUUUAUUUUUCCCCCUAAGAAUACUAUAAUUUUUAAAAAUGGAUAAAAAAUGGACAAUGGCAAAGAACUUGUAUUGUUUAUUCAGUAUUGACCAUGAAAUUUGCGUUAACCACUGUAUCAUUUGUCAGUACAUUUUGAUAGAUCAAAUCUUUCAACAUCAAU